UGACUGUACACUAGGGAUUGAUCUAGUUUGGGGAGGGGGCUUUGGAAGGCUUACUUGAGAAUAAAACGUUAAAAGCCUUGAAGCGUGAGUAGAAAUUAAUUGGAAGAAGAGAAGGAGUACCAUACAAAGAGAAGAGCAUAUAUAAUGGCUUGGAGAUAGCAAGAUGCAUGUGGCAUUUGACAAACUGAGGAGACUCCUUUGCAUGGAACUCAAAGAAGAGGCGGAACUUGUGCAGCGUGAGGCUAGAGAAAUAGGCAGGGACUUACCUUGUUAAUGAGUUUGAACUCCAUCCUAAGAACAAUGGAAGAAACUAUGGAAGGGUUUAAAGCAGGGGAGCAACAAUCUAAUUUACAUUUCAAAAGUUUGCUUCGCUAAGGCACGGAAAAUGGAUUUGAGGGAGUGCAACAAGAACGGAUGCCCAGAUCAGCUGCCAGUAACCCAGGCGGGACAUGAUGAAAGCUGGAACAAGGGAGGUAGCAGUAGCGAUAAAGUGGACAGAUAUUUAAGAGGUAAAAGGGAUCGAGCAUGAUGGGGAUGGGAGCAGUUGUCCUGGUGAACUGAGUGGAUUGCCAAUUUUUCCACCAAGCACAAAUGCUGGUGGUAGCCGGGUUUUUUUUUUGGUUGGGGGGGGCGGGGGGAGGGGUGGCUAGUAGAGAUAAAGAAUUGCUCAGGAGACUACAAUUUCUCUCUUAAAGGAGAACGUCUUUGGCUCCACAGGGUGUUAUUUCAAUUGAACGCUGAACUAGCAUUGGGCAGGACUAUGGGGCACCGCCCUUCACCCAGUAGGGCCCCAAAUGUCCGUUUUACACUUCUAUCACAGUGAUCCAUUCCCACUGCGCUAAUAGUUUUAUUUUACUUCGGACAGAAAAACGUAACUCCCUCCCGCCGCCAAUCCCAAGAAAUAUUUGCUUUAUCUUUCGAAGUCCGGUACAAAGAUAAUUUCUCAGGGAAGUCUUUCGGGCCUUUCCCACCCCACGGAUCCUUCCAUCCAUCUCGCCCACUAUGCUGUGCGUUCCACACAGCACGGAUUGCGCACUCUCAACUUCGCGUCUCCGGGGUCCAGAGCGGGGCCCUUCAAACACUGCGAGCUUCACAUUUUCCAAUUAGCCACAUUUACUGGCGCUGAGAGGUACCAUAGCGCCUGACAGCCGCACCUCGGCGUGUGAGCCAAUUGCCCCCCGGAAGUGACGCGCUGUCAGGGACGACGUGCUUCCGCUCCCGACUGUCGCCCCCGCCGCCGCAGGGGGACGGGUUUCUCUGGCCUGCCAACUCUGCUGCUCUGGAGGAUUCGUGCGUGACUGAUAAACAUCUGAUGAAGCCAUGACCAGGUGGGCACGGGUUACUACCACACAGAACAAAAGACCCUUCCCUGCAACAUCAUGGGAGGACAUGAAGAAGGGGUCCUUUGAGGGAAAAAGCCAAAACCUACCAAAGAGUAAACAACUUGAAGCCGGUAGUCUGUCCCUUAAAAAUCAUGCACCCCAAGCAAAACACAAAAAGAAUAAAAAGAAAAAGGAGUAUUUAAAUGAAGAUGUGAAUGGAUUCAUGGACUAUCUAAGGCAAAACUCACAGAUGGUUCACAAUGGACAGAUGAUAGCAGCAGACAGUCAGGAAGUCAGGGAAGAAAUUGCAGUUGCUUUAAAGAAAGAUAGUCGCCGGGAAGGAAGACGAUUAAAAAGACAAGCAGCAAAGAAAAAUGCAAUGAUAUGUUUCCAUUGUAGAAAACCUGGCCAUGGGAUUGCAGAUUGCCCAGCUGCCCUUGAGAAUCAAGAAAUGGGCACUGGAAUAUGUUACCGGUGUGGAUCCACAGAGCAUGAAAUAACCAAGUGCAAGACUAAAGUAGACCCUGCUUUUGGUGAAUUUCCUUUUGCAAAAUGUUUUGUUUGUGGGGAAAUGGGACAUCUGUCCAGAUCUUGUCCUGAUAAUCCCAAAGGACUCUAUGCUGAUGGUGGUUGCUGCAGACUUUGUGGCUCUGUGGAACAUUUAAAGAAAGAUUGCCCCGAAAGUCAGAAUUCAGAUCGAAUGGUCACAGUUGGUCGCUGGGCAAAGGGAAUGAGUGCGGACUAUGAAGACAUUUUGGAUGUGCCUAAACCACAGAAACCCAAAACAAAGAUACCUAAAGUUGUUCAUUUUUGAUGAUUAGUGCUAUCAUUUGUUAGCACCUCAUUGUUAAACAUUCUGAACUGGGCCUACUUCAUAAGUUGGACCUGGACUCUCCCUUGGAGUCCUGUAUUGUAGAUAUCAGUAUAAUCUAGGUGUGGUCAAACCAGUUCCUGAGUUGUGUCCGUCAAGGAGCACUUCUACCAUUGUUUGGAGAAAAUCACUGAAUAAAAGUAUAAUAUGUUCAAAAUGGAUUUUCUAAAAGAAUAUAUUUUUAACCAACAGAACUUAGGUGUAACUAAGUGCUUGCCUGAUUGUAACAAUCAUCUUUUUCUAAAAACAAAAUUAUGCAUUAAUAUGAACUAUCCCUAAACAUAGGGUACCUGCUUUGCAUUUGGAAAUGAAUUUUUAUUAUAUUGUUUUCUUGGUUCAAAGUAUCAAUUUAUUAUUAUAUUAGAAAUUAAUUUAUAAUUGCCACAAAAUCUGUAUUUUAAAAAUAUUUAAUAAAAACUCACUUGCUAUUUA
Physeter macrocephalus (sperm whale) is the source of this 2625-nucleotide messenger RNA. RefSeq names its product zinc finger CCHC-type containing 9 (gene ZCCHC9). NCBI's taxonomy places the organism in Eukaryota, Metazoa, Chordata, Mammalia, Artiodactyla, Physeteridae. Gene Ontology annotation, molecular function: nucleic acid binding; zinc ion binding. Gene Ontology annotation, cellular component: nucleolus. The record is from RefSeq and is a predicted model, not a curated record. Bases 1321 to 2136 code for a protein of 271 amino acids. The transcript has 6 exons.